CAUUCGUCUCCUUCAUAAUUUGUUCAUCCUUCUCACUACGUACAGAAAUUUCUUGGAUGACCAGAUGAAUGGGGCCCUUAGCGAAAUAAUGUAUUCACAUCAAUUGGUCGCCUCGCUCCAGAAUUGCUCACCAAUGCCCACUCUACAACACACUGCAAGCUGAUUUCCCAGCUAAUGGAAGUGGACAACGUCGCCCUUCUCGAGCCUCAACUCUCUUGGGUAUCUCAAUACAACGUCCAAUGGACAAUGAUGCUAACUCAGCAUCCUUUUCAGAUACUUAUAUAAGACCCUGUCCCUAGCCCUUCUGAUCUCACUCAGCGAUCAAACAACAUCCUCUACUACUACAAGACAAUCAGACCUCAUUCCACCUACAACCAACCAGAACAAAUCAACCCACACCCCACCCUUCCCAACCUAACCAAAAUGGCAAUCUGGCUCCAAGGCCCCGGCUCCGGCGCCAUCGCCGACCCGGCCCUCAAAAUCCGCCCGGACAGAGGCGGCGCCAUCGUGCAGCCAUCCAGAUUCGAUGCAAAGCAGGGCGCCGUACACUUCAUACUCCCCGCCCCACCACGCGAGAACCCCAACAUAACCUCCGUCGCCGUUGACUUUGAAACCGAUAAUGCAUACGUCGACGCGGUGGCUAUUCGCUUUGCCAACAUGGAGGCAUUCCGGGAACGGUUCCCCGGUCCCAAGACUUCGUCGUUUGCUGUUAAAGUGCCUCCGGGAGAGGCGGAGUAUAAUGGUCGGGGAGUUGUUGUUACUGUCUAUGUGAAGUUUAGGGAGUUUAGGGCUGUCGUUGAUUUUGAUCGGGUGAGGAUUGCGGUUGAGUAAGUGCGCUUGGACUGGGUUUGGGAUUGAGUUUGGGAUUUCAGUUCUUGAUUUCGUUCUUGUGUAUUAUGUAUGAUUUGUUGGGUUAUUGCUCCCUAUCAGGAUAGGGAGUGUUGUUUAGAUUAUUGCUUUGUUUUUGUAUUUUGUGUUAACCUACCCGCUGUGGGAAUUUGGACCUAUGUCUGACUGAAUGAAUGUGCUGUGC
Molecule: messenger RNA, 1033 nt
Organism: Aspergillus vadensis CBS 113365
Lineage: Eukaryota; Fungi; Ascomycota; Eurotiomycetes; Eurotiales; Aspergillaceae
Exons: 2
Coding region: 424-831 (135 amino acids)
Source: RefSeq, a predicted model, not a curated record